AUGGCAAGACUCAAUGGAAACUCCAUGAUUAUGUGGUUUUUCUUUGCAAUUAUGUUUGGUUUGGGAAAUUUUCAUGCAUCUGCAGAAUUGCAAAGGUUUAGACAAACACCAAGAAAUGAAGGUUCUCUUAGUUUCUUGGUUCUUGGUGACUGGGGAAGAAAGGGUGAUUACAAUCAAUCUGAUGUUGCUUUUCAGUUGGGCUAUGUUGGAGAGAAACUUGACAUUGAUUUUGUAGUUUCGACCGGCGACAAUUUCUAUGACAAUGGCUUAACUAGUGACCGCGAUCCUAAUUUUGAGGAAUCAUUCAGCAAAAUUUACACCGCUAAAAGCUUGCAAAAGCCGUGGUAUGCUGUGUUGGGAAACCAUGACUAUAGGGGAGAUGCAGAGGCACAAUUAAGUCCAUUUCUUAGACAAAUUGAUAGCAGGUGGCUUUGUUUAAGGUCUUAUAUUGUAGAGUCAGAGCUGGUUGAGAUUUUCUUCAUUGACACAACUCCUUUUAUUCAAGACUACUUUAUUUCACCUGAACACAAUUAUGAUUGGAGGGGAGUUAAUAAUCCACCAAAGGCUUACAUUACCAAUUUACUAAAGGACGUUGCUAUGGCAUUGCGGGAAUCAAAAGCAAAAUGGAAAAUUGCGGUAGGUCACCACGCGAUUAAAAGUAUUGGACACCACGGCGAUACUCGAGAACUCGGAAGCCUACUUCUACCGGUCCUACAGGCAAACAAGGUUGAUUUUUACGUAAACGGACACGAUCACUGUCUCGAACACAUCAGUGACACAGCCAGUCCUAUGCAAUUUCUGGUAAGUGGAGCAGGAUCAAAGGCAUGGAGAGGAGAUGUUCAAAAAACAAACAGAGAAGAUGUGAAUUUCUUCUAUGAUGGACAAGGUUUCAUGUCUGUUCAGUUGACAGAAACAGAUGCAACCAUUGUUUUCUAUGAUGUUAAUGGCAAGGUUUUGCAUAAAGCUAUGUAUUCAAAGGAGUUACAUUCUGUUGGAACAAUAAACAAGUUACAUUCUGUCAUCUAA
Messenger RNA from Lathyrus sativus (Indian pea), 1026 nucleotides. NCBI's taxonomy places the organism in Eukaryota, Viridiplantae, Streptophyta, Magnoliopsida, Fabales, Fabaceae. The record is from the annotation of a GenBank genome assembly.